Microstroma glucosiphilum is the source of this 1205-nucleotide messenger RNA. Its product is annotated as P-loop containing nucleoside triphosphate hydrolase protein. The transcript is spliced from 6 exons. The coding region runs from base 336 to 1094 and encodes 252 amino acids. Lineage: Eukaryota; Fungi; Basidiomycota; Exobasidiomycetes; Microstromatales; Microstromataceae. The record is from RefSeq and is a predicted model, not a curated record. Gene Ontology annotation, biological process: reciprocal meiotic recombination; mismatch repair. Gene Ontology annotation, cellular component: nucleus. Gene Ontology annotation, molecular function: ATP-dependent DNA damage sensor activity; mismatched DNA binding; ATP binding.
CUCAUCUUUUUCGCAAUCUGCACGAACGAGAUCUUAUUGUCGCCCCGAGGUACUGUCGGCGAUACAAGAUGAUAGGCUCGUUCUGGCAUCUGACACAUCUCACGAUCACUUGACCGCCUUGUAUAAUAUUCGCACAACGAAGUUCACAGACGUCUUCGCCAUCAAGUCAGGGAGGCACCCACUUCUUGAUCAAGUCACGCCCAACGAUGUCUUCGCCACUGAAGAGUGCAAUUACUUCUUGAUCACGGGGCGUGAGUGCGGGGAGCUGACUUGUCUCGCCGUGAAAGGCGAUUGUUCGCAAGGGCCUAAUUUGCACCGACCUAUCGCCAGCCAACAUGUCUGGAAAGACGACAUUCCUCAAACAGAUAGCACUCAUCGUCAUAAUGGGAAGCUGCGGUAGUUUUGUUCCAGCCGACUACGCCAGUCUCAAGCACUUUACGACCCUCAGCACUCGUUUCUCUAAUGAUGACGACGCAGACCAUAAUCUCUCAACCUUUGCGUCUGAGAUGCGAGCAACCGCCUCUGCUCUUUCUAGCGCCGGCCCUUCCUCCCUGAUCCUGAUGGAUGAGCUGGGUCGGGGCACAUCUCCCACAGAAGGAUUUGGCAUCGCCCAUGCCGUCAGCGAGAGACUAUAUCAGCAGAAAGCCUACGUCUUCUUUGCCACGCAUUUCCUCGAUCUUGAGAAGAGUCUGGGAAGCAAGAGCAGGCUUCAUACUCAGCAUUUGUCAUUCGCGGUAUCAGACGACAUGGCGGGGGCAAACAGCCAUCUGACGUUCCGUUAUAAGCUGUCCGAUGGGCCGCCUCGCGCCCGACACUACGGCUUGGACGUAGCUAGUAUCUCAGGUCUUCCACGAGCCCUGCUCGAGGACGCUCUCGAGUGCUCGUCUAUCCUCGAGCACCCGCGACACAAGGACGGAAUCGCAUCUCGAAGCAAGCACUCGCUCGAUCGCAUGACUUGUCUACUAAGACUCGAGAAAGUACUGCAGCAGCUUCUGCACGAGUCAGCAUUGGACGGAGGACCCCUCCUCCACCUCCUAGCAGCAUCUCGCUCUGAUUGCAUAGAAGCGAUGUCUGCGCAGGCUCAGCAGUGGUGACUCUCACGAGCUUCAGAGCACUAGUGAUGCUUCUCUCCCUUGUCGUUGCUUCACUCAGUGCAAGUCCACUUUUCGGUACGACCUCAUACUUGCCUCUGCGACAGAAGGAUU